GUAGUGUAUGUCCUUCAAUUUGUGCCUUAUAUCUCGUGGCGGGAAAUUGGUUUUGAAGAAGCAAACGUCAUCAGUUUUCAGCUGGCCUUCCUCCAUGAUUAUUCUUCGGAUAUCGAGAUUUUGAGUUGCGAUUAGGAAAAAAAUAAAAUAUUCUUAUUUUAUUCGACGACGCGGAGCUCACAGUUUACCUAUAACCACCACCACUGGCUGUUCUCUCGCCUCCGAGAAUUCUUUGGAGUUUCGGCUUUCCCGGAAGGCGAUGCCUUUUCUCUUCCCAUCAGCGAUCUGAUUAGAAAUUUUUGAUACUUAAAAAGCUACACAAAUGCCGAAAUCGGCACACAAGUGGACAUUCUGGAGAAAGUGCAAGAGGUCAGCCGGCGAACAGACCGAGGUGAAUGAAAAGGGAAAGCGGAAACGGUCAGCGGAAACGGAGAUCAUCGAGGUGCCGACGAAAGAGAAGGAAGCCCCGAGCUUGGAAAUAAGACGGAAGACCAUGGAGCACACGCUCACAAGGUGUGACGCCCGUUUGCCCAAAGUUACACCGAUCACGGACGACUACGAGAUUAGUAAUCACGUGCUCGGUCUUGGGAUCAACGGAAAAGUUGUUCAGUGUUAUGACAAGAACACCAGGGAAAAGUAUGCGCUCAAGGUGUUGUACGACUGCGUAAAGGCAAGAAGGGAAGUUGAAUUACAUUGGAGAGCAUCAAAUUGCAGGCAUAUAGUCCAAGUCAAAGAUGUAUAUGAAAAUACAUAUAGCGGAAAUAAGUGCUUAUUAGUUGUUAUGGAAUGCAUGGAAGGAGGAGAACUAUUUGAAAGGAUACAAGACAGACAAGAUGGUGCUUUCACAGAAAGAGAAGCUGCACAAAUAAUGUAUGAAAUUUGUGUCGCUGUGAAGCAUCUACAUGACAUGAACAUUGCACAUAGGGAUCUCAAACCAGAAAAUCUUCUUUACUCCAGGCCUGAUAGUACUGGAAUUCUAAAGCUUACAGAUUUUGGUUUUGCAAAAGAAACACAUUUGAAAGAUACAUUGCAAACACCAUGUUAUACUCCAUAUUAUGUAGCUCCUGAAGUGUUGGGACCAGACAAAUAUGAUAAAAGCUGUGAUAUUUGGUCACUUGGUGUUAUUAUGUACAUAUUAUUAUGUGGUUUCCCACCAUUUUAUAGCAACCAUGGUUUAGCAAUUUCACCGGGAAUGAAAAAGAGAAUUCGGUUAGGGCAAUACGAUUUUCCAGCCCCAGAAUGGUCAAAUGUAAGCACAGAGGCGCAAGAUCUUAUCAAGGGAAUGUUGUGUACAGAGCCGGCCAGAAGAUUACAAAUCAGCGAAGUUAUGCGAAACAAAUGGAUCUCUAAACAUACAGAGGUACCAGCCACUCCUUUACACACUGGACGCGUACUUCGAGAAGGCGAAGAACUUUGGCCAGAGGUUCAAGAGGAGAUGACACGGUCUUUGGCGACGAUGCGCGUUGACUAUGACACGGCUAAUUUGAAACAAUUGGAUCACACAAAUAAUGCAUUAUUGAUUAAACGCAGGAGAGCAAAGCAGUCGAACGCUGUACCACCAACUGCUAAUCCUACGCCUGCCUCCUAGGGAGACGCGACAAGAGCCAGACAGCACUGGCGUAUUUUUUUACGUAGAUGUAUAAGAUAUAGUCUAAUUACAGUGAGAAUUGUUUUUUAACAAUUACAUUGCACGAAAUACGACAGCUUACGGAACAGGCUAAUUCUGAAAGAAAAGAUAUACCUGUAUCGAAACGCAGGCAGCUAAAUUUCACGCAAACACCAUGUUAUAACAAAUGGAACUCGAAGAUGAUGCUCCAGCAAUGCAUUGCACGAGUUCGUAUUGUUGCGUAUUUAUUUAUCAUCGCAUAGAAAUUUGUUUCCAAUCGAUAAUUAUUGGGUUAAGUUACAAAUAACUUCAACCACAGGUGGUGAAGAUAAAAGAAAUAAUGACUAAAUAACAAACAAAACUUACGAUUAUUAUAUUUUAAACGGUGGAGAAUAUAUGAGAUCAAUUUUAAUGCUUUAUAAACAAAAGUCGACAGCUAUUUGUAACAUAUCCUAAUAAAUUUAAAUUUUGAAGUCACUAUUGUCAUGAUACAUGCAUGAAGAAACAGACUAGUGAUAGGUGCAUAUUUGUAAAGGGUACUUCACUACACUUCAGUUAUGGUGCAUUUUAUACGUCCUGUAGUAAAAAUAGUAGUCUAAAGGAAAUAAACAAUAACGGAGUUAACUGAUAUAAAAUAAUGUGACAAGAUUCAAGUUUCGUGGCCUACAUAUAGAAUAUAGAAGGUUGUGGCUAUAAAAUAACCAGACUGAUUUUUUAUGUCGGUUCCCCGUGGCGUUUGUAACAGCCAGCAGGUUGAGGUAUUUACCUGCGUUUUUCCCUCUGUCUACUGUUAAACUUCCAAACCACGUGCAACCAACAGUUCCGCAGUGGCCUGUGUUUAAAGCAGACCACAUACCUGAACUACGUUGGAAAAAUGUUAUUUAGUGUUCGUCGCACGUGGUUUGGAAGUGUAACGGUAGGUAGAGGGAACAGCACAGGUAAAUACCCCACUCUGUUCGCUGUUCUCGAGGCCACGGGAAACCGACAAAAAAAGAAGUUCGGUUAUUUUAUAGUCACACCUUGUAUUAGA
Molecule: messenger RNA, 2636 nt
Organism: Dufourea novaeangliae
Lineage: Eukaryota; Metazoa; Arthropoda; Insecta; Hymenoptera; Halictidae
Gene: MAPk-Ak2
Product: MAP kinase-activated protein kinase 2
Exons: 10
Coding region: 323-1588 (421 amino acids)
Biological process (GO): protein autophosphorylation; peptidyl-serine phosphorylation; intracellular signal transduction
Cellular component (GO): nucleus; cytoplasm
Molecular function (GO): mitogen-activated protein kinase binding; ATP binding; calcium-dependent protein serine/threonine kinase activity
Source: RefSeq, a predicted model, not a curated record